This is a messenger RNA of Labrus bergylta (ballan wrasse), 474 nucleotides long. Its product is annotated as cyclic pyranopterin monophosphate synthase-like. Gene Ontology annotation, biological process: Mo-molybdopterin cofactor biosynthetic process. Lineage: Eukaryota; Metazoa; Chordata; Actinopteri; Labriformes; Labridae. The record is from RefSeq and is a predicted model, not a curated record.
AUGAAAAAUCCCACACGGCGAGCAGCCACAGCCAGUGCCACCGUCAUCCUGGGCCCCAUCGCAUUCCAGCUGCUGAGGGACAACCAGCUGGCCAAGGGUGAUGCCCUGGCCGUGGCACAGUUGUCUGGCAUCAUGGCUUCCAAGCAGACCUCAGCCUUCAUCCCACUCUGCCACCCGCUCCCCUUGGACCACGUCUCCAUCACCUUUCACCUGGAUGAGCUGCAGGACGCUGCGGUCAUCACAGCAACGUGUCGCACUACGGGAAGGACAGGGGUCGAGAUGGAGGCCUUGACAGCAGUUUCUGUUGCGGCAUUGACCGUCUACGACAUGUGCAAGGCCGUGAGCCGUGACAUUGUCAUCACAGAUGUCAAACUGGUCAGUAAGUCAGGCGGGAAGAGGGACUUUCAUCGUCACCCGCAGACCUUCCCCCUCAACAAUAAAUCCUCAUGAAGAAAACUGAGAAUCAAUGAUUUG